This is a messenger RNA of Cylindrotheca closterium, 1743 nucleotides long. The record is from the annotation of a GenBank genome assembly. NCBI's taxonomy places the organism in Eukaryota, Bacillariophyta, Bacillariophyceae, Bacillariales, Bacillariaceae.
AUGAAUGGACAUAAUGAUCCUUACGGUCAGAGUCACAGCAGUCAGAAUGACAGGCAAAGGCACAAUAGCGGUUCAGAUCAGCAGGUAAUAGAUCUAUCAUCACCACCGUCACUUUUGAGGAGAUCUCAGUCGGAAUCGGCAGCUGCAGCAGCUCGUUACGGUCGACAGGCGCAGCACAUCGUCGCCCAAUAUCAGCAGCAGCGAGGGGGUCCUCCGGAUAUCAUUCAUUAUGUGGAUGAUAGUCCAGCCACAGCAGCAAGAUCAGGAACACCACCUCGACCUCCAAGGUUAACGCCGGAUCAGCGAUCACAAUCCAUGUCCACACCCACCUCACGGUUGAACCGAUAUUCCUUUCCGGAUCUUGCAGCUAGCUCUGCUGCAACACCGUCGCCGUCCAAGAUACCGCCGCAGAACAGUUGGAGUCAUCGCCCUUCCAGUACUCGAUCGGCAGAUCACCUCAUAAGGAGAACAGGAUCAGCGGAUACCUCCUCCUCCUCCUCGUAUGUCAUCAAGUUUCAAACACUGCGAUUGGAACACGGCAAGCUGUUGGAAUCCCAUCAGGCGUUGCAACAAGACAACUUGACGUUGCAAUCGCAUUCCCAAGACUUGAAAACGAAAACGGUACAAUUGGAAGCUCGAUUGCUCGAAAGCAUGCAAGCUCGAUCCGCCCGAGAGCAAAAAUUUCAAGACGAGAUGAAGCGACAACGGGGCAGCAUGCAUUCUCUUUUUACCGAGCUAGCCGACAGCAAGCGACAAGUGGAGCUCCUCAAACAGCAAUUGCAAGAGACCGUCUCCAAAUUGGCACUCCAACAAGCAUUGACGGCCAACAUUGCCUUUCAACAGGAACAAGAAGAACUUGAAUAUCAAAUGGAACUCGAACAAGCAAGAAAGCAGCAACAACACCUUGUUGGCGAGGGUGCCGCCGAAAUGAUGAUUCCUGCAUCUGAAAGUGGCGAUUACUCGGAACAUGACGACGCUCGAUCCAACUAUUCCAACAAUACCCGAGAUUCGGGGUUUUCCAGGUUGGGCAACUUUUUCAAUCGCAGAAAAGUGCCUGCUGGUGGUAGUGGAGGACCGAUGAUGAUGAAUACGAUUCAUACUACGUCAACAGGGACAAGAACUCCAUCAUCGCCUGUUGUUCCAUCGACGACAUUGGAAUUUGGACAAUUUCAGAGUUAUGAAGAAUCCAAGAAUGAUCUCGUUGAACAGAUCCACUAUCAUGGUGGCGGUGCGGACGUUCACAAUCUGUUUGACUUGGACACUACCACUACAGCUACUAGUACCGAAGAUUCGUCCAACCAUAAUGGGCUCUCAUCAUCCACUUCGGAGGACUACCUCAAGACAGUUGCUACUACGAAACCUCCACAACCACAAGUGGCUACUGCCACCAAACCACUCAGGAGGGGCAAACAGAAACAACCAGAAAUGAAUUAUGGUCAAACGUCAGCAGGCAUGCCACCCGCAGCCCCCAUGAGCCGUCUGGACCGAAUUCGACAAAAGAGACGUAAUUUGGAGAGCAUGUUUCUAAAAAAUGGAGCUGGUUCCGCUACUUCUGGUUUGACGGCCAACUCGAGCUUGUCAUCAACCUCCUCCUCAUCGAAUGCAUCAUCGUCGAUCAUUAUGGCGAGGGGUACCACCAACUUUCGGGCGAGAAGCAACAACAACAACAACAACAGCCCCAACCGAAACGUCGUGAACCGAAAUGUGGUAAACUUGAUGAAUCAUCGACGACAUGAUGACUGA